Messenger RNA from Loa loa (African eye worm), 270 nucleotides. RefSeq lists its product as hypothetical. The transcript has 2 exons. The record is from RefSeq and is a predicted model, not a curated record. The coding region runs from base 1 to 270 and encodes 89 amino acids. Lineage: Eukaryota; Metazoa; Nematoda; Chromadorea; Rhabditida; Onchocercidae.
AUGGAAAAAUUUCGGCUGAUUAUCCAGGGCUAUUUGCACUGUUUGGAUCUUACUUCUUCGAAGAAUACGAGGAAGGCGAUGACAUGUGCAACUAUAUCGAUUACAUUGAAACGUAAUGAAAGCAAGAACGGAACUUUGCUUCGCCGAAAUUUAUUAAAUGAACUAAUGAAGCAAUUCUCGUUCUUUUCUGGACUUCUACAGUUCGAAGUAUUGGUUCUCCUAUUAAUAAUGCCGCAAGAGGCUAAGAUAGUAACAAAAACCAUGGUCUGA